Molecule: messenger RNA, 2529 nt
Organism: Mauremys mutica (yellowpond turtle)
Lineage: Eukaryota; Metazoa; Chordata; Testudines; Geoemydidae
Gene: STKLD1
Product: serine/threonine kinase like domain containing 1
Exons: 20
Coding region: 154-2088 (644 amino acids)
Biological process (GO): protein phosphorylation
Molecular function (GO): protein serine/threonine kinase activity; ATP binding
Source: RefSeq, a predicted model, not a curated record
CCCCAGGGAAAGGGGGAGCGAGGAGCAGGGCCCGGGGCCCCACCGGGAGGCCGCGUGCGGGCUGGCGGAGGAGGAGGGAGGCCCCGCAGCGCCGUUUCUGGCUCCCGGGGCAGCGGGAGCGGGCGGCAGCCAUCCCGGCCCGGCCCCGCCGCCAUGGAGCGAUACACGGUGCUGGAGCAGCUGGAGCCCGGGGCCCUGGGCACAAUGCUGGUGGUGGAGUUAAAAACAGAGAGAGGAGAAGCUGGGAGGAAAUAUGUGCUGAAGCAGGUUGAAUGCAUUGAUGAACAACAAGCAAAUGAUGCCCUGAAGGAGGCAAUGGAUCUGCUGAAACUUCAGCAUUCAAACAUCUGCAUUUACAAAGAAUUGUUUAUCACCUGGGAUAAUAAGAUUUCAUCUCUAUUUCUUUGUCUGGUGAUGCAGCACUCAAGCCAAGGAGACCUUUCAUCUCUGAUCAAGGCAAAAAGGAAGAAGCGAGAGAAAGUAGAAGAAAUGGUGCUUCAGAAGUUCCUGGGGCAGAUGGUGGAUGCUUUGUUUUAUAUACACAAACAAAAUGUUUUUCACAGAAACCUCAAACCGUCUAACAUCCUUUUAACUGAUGAAGUAUCCUUCAUGCUUUGCGAUUUCAGUGUAGAAACUCUUAUGACUGAUGAAAUGAAAUGGAAGAUAAGAGUGGAAGAAGAUCCUGACUCUAAAUCCUGGAUGUCCCCUGAAGCACUCUGCUUUUCCUUUAGUGAGAAGUCUGACAUCUGGUCUUUAGGAUGUAUUCUACUAGACAUGAUGACCUGCUUCUUUCUGAAUGUGAAAGAGACAAAUUCAUUACUGCAGGAUAUUAGAAAGGACACCAGUAGUCUUGAGAGAGUUCUGACGAUAAUGCAGAAAGGGAAUAAAGAUACUCUGCCUUUGUCUCAAAUUUUACUUAUGAUGCUACAGAUUCAGCCCAGUAUGAGACCCUCAGCAAAGGAUCUGGUUGAUAUUCCAUAUGUUAUGGAAUGUUUGACUCUUGCUGGUUCCUCUUUAUCAAAACAGGAAAAAACCUUGCCUUCAGCAAUUUUAGAUGUGCUCCUUGAAGGAGGAAUUGGAAGUGUUUUAGAAUUUAUGCAGACUUACUGGGACAUAGAGCAGGCUCAAGCAAAAGCCAUAAAGCGCCUUGCCAGCUUACUGGGAGAAGAAAAUGCCUUAAUGUAUUUGCUAGAACUUCUGGAUCCUGUCACUUGUGCAAUGAAGACUCAUAUAGAUUCUCUAGAGCUACAAUUAGAUGGCUGCAGAUUACUGCUUGACAUUAUUGGCCAAGCGCUACAACAGAAUGUGGCUGUGGAGAUGCUAGUUGGUGAGGAAGGAAUCAAUUCUCUGUUAAAGACAAUGAGAACAUAUUCUGAAAAUGAAGAACUGCUCUCAAUGAUCUGCACUUUACUAAUGAUGAUGUCAGCCAGUGAAAUGGCUGCAGAAGCACUGAGGAAAGCUGGAGUCAUCACAGAUGUUCUGUCAAUUAUAAGCAAUUUUCCUCAGAACAGACAGAUCUGCCUUUCUUGCUCUGGUAUUCUUUGGAGCUUGGCUGUGAAUGAAAGUAACAUGGGGCAAGCAUCACUAAAAAAUGCUGUCCAGAUUAUCACUGGAGUCCUCCAAGAACACCGUGAGAAUGGAGAGGUGGUUGAGUCGGCUUGCUCUGCCCUCUGGGUUCUGACACUUCAGGGCUGCUUAACUGAAAACCAGUAUGAACCAACAACUCUGCUUUUGUUGGAUGCUCUCAGGAUGAAUCCAGAAAGGCCAGUGCUGGUGAAGAAUACCUGCUUGGCAUUGGCAAGCCUCCUAAGGAUAUCUGAGUUAUCGGCUUUCAGACUUAUAGUAACAGAUACAAAGGGCAGUGGAAUAAGCCUGAUCAAAGAUUCCUACCACUUUCACUGUGAUGAUCCAGAAGUGGUGGAGAACAUCUGUAUUCUGAUUAAUGAGAUGGUUCAGUACGAUGACAUAGUGCUAGAGAUGAUCUCCCAGAAUAUGAAGGAGCUGCUGACUGAAAUGAAAGUCAAGUUUACAUCCAGUCUGGAGAUAAUUACCCUUGUGGAUUCAGCACUUUUGAAACUGCAGAAGUAAGAAGGAGAUACUGCCUGUAUUAUAUAGACAUCAUCUGCUUGAACAUAUUCCAUUGUAUUCUUUACAACGGACCACUUUGACUACUGACUAUUGAGAGUCUGACAGCAGUGUUAUUUUCGGAACCUGUCUUACUUUGUGGAUUUUUAAACUAUAUUUAAUGUAUACUAUACUUUCCUAAAAGAUUAAUAAAAAUCAUACUAAGGUCUACAGUUAUGUGAGCUUUAUGUAUUUAGUGAGCUUUUGGUCCAUGGAUUAUUUAUUUUCAGGAUUAGCUCUACCUCAGCAGUUUGUGAACAGACAUAUGAUUCCUUGUAAUGGACUGUUCACAGCUAUUAGUUUAUUAUGCAUUUACUAUGCAUGACUGAUUCAAGGAUAAUACAGUUGGCAAGAGAAGAAAGCCAUCAUACAACGUCAUAGGAAUCUAGUCACCAUUUGAAUCUG